AUGCGUGAGACGGUGAGGGGGGCGGUAGGCGGGGGCGAGUGGAGGGGCGAGGGCGUGGCCCGUGACGUCACCGCUUUCCUGCUUCAGUCGUAUCACUCACCUUCAAAGGUGCUGAAAUUGGAGGACGACCCGUGGGGGUCAUGUGCGAUGUACUCGCCGGAUAAGAUGAAAUCCGGCGGGGGGCUCAUGGCGCCACCAGGGUGCUUCCCGGGCCGGUACAGCCCCACGUACCGGAGUUCCGACCCGCGGCGGUGCGUCCCCAACCCGUCCGUGAGUACUCUACUUUAUACAAUAGCCUUCACUCUGACCUGUCGUGGUCGGCGAGCGUACGUCGCGCUUGUUGACGUCGCGCACUCGGCCGCGUCUCGACGAAAACACCACCGGCCAUUAUAA
Molecule: messenger RNA, 393 nt
Organism: Spodoptera exigua (beet armyworm)
Lineage: Eukaryota; Metazoa; Arthropoda; Insecta; Lepidoptera; Noctuidae
Source: the annotation of a GenBank genome assembly